Molecule: messenger RNA, 1029 nt
Organism: Biomphalaria glabrata
Lineage: Eukaryota; Metazoa; Mollusca; Gastropoda; Planorbidae
Exons: 1
Coding region: 1-1029 (342 amino acids)
Biological process (GO): G protein-coupled receptor signaling pathway
Cellular component (GO): plasma membrane
Molecular function (GO): G protein-coupled peptide receptor activity
Source: RefSeq, a predicted model, not a curated record
AUGUCAGAAGAAGGCAAAGUCAUCACUGAUGUCGCCCUGAAAGAUUCCCCUUCGGUUGACCCGCUCUUCUUUGACGUCUGCCUCGUGUUCGUCGGCUGCGUGUGCACCGUGCUGAUGUGCUUGUUUGGGAUUGUCGCCAAUGUCGUGAACAUCCCGCUGUUCCGAAGACAGGGAUACCGAGAUGGCGUGAACGUGACACUGACGGCGUUGGCCGUCAGCGAUCUUGGCGCGGUGACCUUUGAGCUGGCCUACGCCACGAUAAUGAAUCCGUACAUUUCGGAGGUGGAUUUGCUGGUCUCCAAGGUGGUCAUCGGGUUUAUUGUCGGCUACAUCCACGAGUAUUUUACAAGAGUCAGCAGUGUCAUCACGGCGUUCGCCGCUCUGGAGAGGUGCCUCUGCGUGACGCGACCCCUGAAGGUCAAGGCCAUGAUCACGACGAGGGUCGCCGUCGCGGUGAACCUGAGUAUAUUCCUGAUCUACUCUGGCUACCUGUUCCCUCAAUUUUACUCUAUGUACUUUGACUGGGCGUUUGUUCCGGAACGAAACAGGACUGUCUAUGUGGUCUUCUUCACCAGCAGGACGGCCAGCAUGUUUCCGAUUACUUUGUACUUCACGGACAUGCUCCUGCCGUACUGCACCUUCUUGGUGUUGGUCUCCUGCUCUACGGUCCUUUUCGUGACGCUCAAAUCGAAAGCGAAAUGGCGGCGGCUGAUUUCCGGUUCCGACGACAGGCUCUCCCACGUGUCUACCAAAGAGCGGAAGUCGGGACUCCUCUUCAUGUCCGUCUCCGUCAUGUGCAUCGUGCUCCUCCUGCCCCAGUAUCUCCUGUUCACCGCCAUUAUUUUCGUCAGGGCGCUGGCUUUGGACGGCUACCUCAGCGAUCUCAGAACCGUGUUCAGCACUUUCACCAACUUUCUGAAAAUCACCAAUUGCAGUUUUACUAUUUUCAUUUACUUCAAGAUGAGCAGUAAAUACAGGAAAGAGUUUCAGAAAAUGUUCGGAAAGUGUAUUCCGACCCCAUCGCCAUAA